This is a messenger RNA of Antechinus flavipes (yellow-footed antechinus), 951 nucleotides long. RefSeq names its product olfactory receptor 51Q1-like. Lineage: Eukaryota; Metazoa; Chordata; Mammalia; Dasyuromorphia; Dasyuridae. The transcript has a single exon. Gene Ontology annotation, cellular component: membrane. Bases 1 to 951 code for a protein of 316 amino acids. The record is from RefSeq and is a predicted model, not a curated record. Gene Ontology annotation, molecular function: olfactory receptor activity; G protein-coupled receptor activity. Gene Ontology annotation, biological process: G protein-coupled receptor signaling pathway.
AUGAUCCCAGCCAUCACUAACACCACUGAAGAACCCUUCUAUUUCAUCCUUACUGGCAUUCCAGGGUUUGAGGAAUUGCAUAUCUGGAUCUCCAUCCCAUUUUUCUGCUUAUACAUGAUUUCUAUGAUGGGCAACACCUCCAUCCUGGCCGUCAUUUGGACAGAAUCCUCACUCCACCAGCCCAUGUACAUGUUUCUUUCUAUGUUGACACUAACUGACCUAGGUCUGACUCUCACUACACUGCCCACAGUCAUGCGUCUCCUCUGGUUCAAUGCUCGUAAGAUCAGCUUGGAAGCCUGCUUUGUCCAAUUUUUCUUCCUCCAUGGCUUUUCUUUCAUGGAGUCUUCAGUACUUCUGGCCAUGGCCUUUGAUCGCUAUGUUGCCAUCUGCCGUCCUCUCCACUAUGCUUCUAUCCUCACAGACACGGUUGUCAGCAGGAUUGGGAUGGCCAUAAUUAUCCGCUGUGUUGUGGCAGUCUUGCCCCCUCUCUUCCUGCUCAAGCGGCUGCCUUUUUGCCAAUCUCACAGACUCACUCACUCCUAUUGUCUCCACCAGGACAUGAUUCGCCUGGUCUGUGGUGACACAACAAUCAACAGCUGGUAUGGCUUUGGACUAGUCAUAGUUAUCUAUGUGCUUGACCCUCUCCUCAUUGUUUUCUCCUAUGUACUGAUCCUUCACAGUGUCUUACAUGCUGCUUCUCGGGCUGAACGCCUUCGAGCCUUCAAUAACUGUCUUUCUCAUAUUCUGGCUGUAUUUGUCCUCUAUGUACCUAUGAUAGGACUGUCAAUGGUCCAUCGCUUUGCUCGGCAUGCCUCCCCAUUGGUUCAUGUGGUGAUGGCCAAUGUCUACCUACUGUCACCUCCUGUGAUGAACCCCAUCAUCUAUACUGUGAAGACCAAGCAGAUCCGUCAGAGUAUACUCCGACUUCUAUCUCGGAGGAAAGUGUAUUAA